AUGACAUAUGAUCAGAGGAGACUCCCUGCCUCUGACUACAACAGACUGGUCGACUUAGACAUCAGGAGACCCAGGUCUGGUCACAGAGGAAUCCGAGGUGGUAAGAGGAAUCAUCAGAAUAUCAAUCAACAGCAAGAAGGACGUACUAAUGGGCAACUAAAGGUAGGAUUGAUAAACUGCCAGUCUUCACGUAAUAAAUCUGACCUUAUCAUUGACCAUCUGAAAGAUCAUGAUUUAGAUUUGCUAGCAUUGACAGAGACUUGGCUUAAGGAAAAUGACAGUGUAGCUGCCGGAAAUAUCACACCUGCGGGUUUCAGUCUCAUCAGUGUUCCCAGAGAACAUCGCAGGGGUGGCGGGGUUGCUCUACUUCAUAAGUCCAGCCUCCAUGUGAAGGCCCAGGGUUUUGGUCAUGACAAACCCAGAUCCUUUGAGAUAACGGAAUGCGACCUGAGUUAUGACAAUGCUACUUUAAAAUUAGCGAUUGUUUAUCGCCCUCCGCCUUCGUCGAAAAAUAGGUCAAGCUUCAGUGACUUCAUCCAAGAGUUUUCUUCCCUUCUGGAUAAGUAUGUUCUCUUCACUGGUAAAUUACUCAUACUUGGAGACUUUAAUGUCCACUGGGAGAAUGAGAAUUCUAAUGAGACAAGCCGGCUUAUGUCUUUACUGCAUGAUCAUAACCUUCAGCAGCAUGUGGUUGGGCCUACCCAUGAAUCUGGCCAUACAUUGGAUCUAGUUAUUGGACGGGUUGGCGAAGAAUGCUUGGAGACUGUAGAGAUAGGCGAAUCUUUGUCCGACCACUCAGCUAUUCACUGUAAGCUGCAUUUGAGGAAGCCAAAGGCAGUCAAGAGGGUAAUCCAGUUUCGCAAGAUAAAGGCAAUUGAUUCCACCACGUUCAGCUCAGACAUAGAGAAGUCCGAGCUAUCAUCAUCUGAUGCAUCACUAACAGCUGAAACAUUACUACAUAAGUACAACGUGGUUAUGGGAGAACUCCUUGACAGACAUGCUCCACAGCGAUCCUGUGUCAUCAUUGAUCAUCCAGCCAUUCCAUGGUAUAACCAGGAAAUAGCAGACGCUAAGCGAAAGCGACGUCAACUUGAGCGUAAAUGGAGAAGGACGGGGCUCUCUGUUGAUAAACAACUUUUCAAGGAUCAAAGAAACCUCACCAAAGAGUUGUUUAAAGUGGCGAAGUCAGAGUUUUGGAACGACCUCAUCAUGGAGUGUGGCAGUGAUCAGAAGGCCUUGUACGGUAUAAUCAGCCAACUUCUUCAUCAGAAAACCUCAGCGUCAAAGAAAAUGCCUCAGCAUUUAACUGAUGAUGACCUUGCUGUUGAUUUCUCUCGCUUCUUUGUCGGAAAGAUUGAGAAAAUCCGGGAGUGUAUGCCAGCAACUCAGGUCCUCCCAAACGGACAGCCUUCACGUGAUUGUGAUGCCCAUCUGACAUUGAUACAUCCUACAUGUCCAGAGGAAGUCAAGCGGAUAAUUCACAAGACAUCUGCAAAGACAUGUUCGCUUGACCCGGUGCCUACAGUUCUUGUUAAACAACACGGUGACCUCCUAGCUCUGCAUAUUUCGUGUCUGAUUAAUGCGUCACUGCGUGAUGGAGUCUUCCCAGACUGUCUGAAACUGGCAUAUGUUACCCCAGUAUUGAAGAAAUCUUCACUUGAUCACAACGAUCUGGCUAACUAUCGCCCAGUAUCAAAUUUGCCUUUUCUGGCCAAAGUGACUGAGAAAAUUGUCGCAAGUCGUCUGACAGCUUAUCUGCAGGGCAAUGAUCUACAUGAGUGCCUACAGUCUGCAUACAGAAAGAAUCACAGUGUGGAGACGGCACUACUGAAGGUCUCGGAUGACAUCCUAACAUCAAUUGAUUGCAGAAAAGCAGCUGCCCUAGUUCUGCUUGACCUGUCAGCUGCAUUUGAUACCAUCGAUCAUGCUGUUCUGCUUGAGAGACUUAGAGAAGAUUUUGGAAUUGAAGCAACUGCACUCCAAUGGUUUGAGUCUUACCUCAACGACAGAAGACAAGCUGUGGUCAUCAAUGGCAAUCUAUCACCUGAGACCACCCUUAGCUACGGAGUUCCGCAAGGCUCUGUCCUCGGUCCCUUGCUCUUCACACUCUACAUCACCCCUCUUGGCUCUAUCAUACAGCGACAUGGUCUUAGCGCACAUUUCUAUGCAGACGACACCCAGCUCUACCUAACUUUUGAUCCAAAAGUUGGAGGCGCUGAGGAACGUGCAGCUGCAGCCAUCAGUGCUGCCAUCGAAGAGAUUCGAUGUUGGAUGAGACGCAACUUCUUGAAGCUCAAUGAAAAGAAAACCGAGUAUCUCCUUUUGUCUUCACCACACAUGGGAAAUAAGAUCACUGGUACUCCUAUUCUAGUCGGUGAGGAAGCUGUAUCUCCCAACAACAAGGCUAGAAAUCUUGGAGUAGUCUUCGACAGAACUAUGAGCAUGAAGGAUCACAUUUCGCGUGUCUGUCAGUCUGCAUUCUACCAUCUCCGCAGGAUUGCAGAGAUCAGACACUGUCUCACCAGAAGUGCCGCGGAAAACCUCAUUCAUGCUCUAAUAACCUCAAGGCUGGAUUUCUGCAACUCUCUCCUUGUCGGCUUACCAUCAUCAGCCAUCAAACGUCUCCAGGCGGUCCAGAAUGCUGCUGCUCGCCUUCUGAUGGGAAUCAGGAAGUUUGACCACAUCUCGCCUACACUCCAUGAGCUUCAUUGGCUGCCAGUGCACUGCAGAGUGCAGUAUAAGAUCUUGCUGCUUGCAUUUAAGGCUCUACAUAACUUGUCCCCUGGCUAUGUAUCUGCUCUCAUCAGUAAUCCUGUGAUCACAUGCCCAGCUGACUUCACCUCCGAUACACUCACUGUAUCAUUCCUGGUGUAUGUCACAGACAAUGCUGACCCUGCACCAUCGUUGACCUACGACCCUCUAGGGCCAGGUUCUACCUUCCCUCAUGGUCCAACGACAGUCACUGUCACAGCAACAGACAGUUCCUCGAACCAUGACUCAUGCACAUUUACUGUUACGGUGACAGUGCCAUGUGGACAUCCAGUGAGGGCCUCUCGUAGCACCAUUGAAAUACUAUCAGGGGUAUAUGUGCAGGAUACCAGGGUCAGGUAUAGCUGCAGUGAAGGCUGGGAAAUCGAGGGAACCGCAGAGAGAGAGUGCGACAAUGGACAAUGGACAGGUUCUACGCCAGUAUGCAGAGUAGCAGCCCAUCUUCGAUGCAUGCUCCCAGAUCGUAGAUCCAGAGGAGAGCGUUACUCAAUCACAGGUUUUGCAGGGAAUGUCGUUGACGAGGGUUUGCCCAUCGGUGAGCGUGUAUCCAUUUCUGUUAGUUGUAAUCAAGGCUAUACAGCUCAGCCGGCAGUGCAGACAGCUUGUUUAAAGAGGGGAGUAUGGUCAGUUGAUGUACCGAUAUGUGAGCCAGUACCCCAGCCACCUCCCCAACAUGAUGAAUUCAGCAGCGAAAGCGAAUGGUACUGGUAAUGAUCCAGAGGAGCACAUUUCGUUAAUUUCAUCUGAUCCAGACAUCAUUCCUACCACGGCCCGCACCAACACAGAAAGCGUUUAUUCGCCGCUUUCAUCAGAAUCCUCUUCUUAAAUCUCGUCUACGAUCGAGUCUGUCAGGGUGGGAAAGCCCCAUUGGUAUCACUUCAUAUUCAUAGGUGUCGCACAUGAUGGUUAGCGUAGUUGAUAAUGACCCCCUAUUUUGCAAACUCUCAAAAACAUUUUCCACAAAACGUUACCCCCGUUCGCGCAAAAACCAUUACAAAACAAGGUUUUAAUAUAUUCCUAUUAAGGCAUUUCAAGUACAUGACUUAUUGUACACAUUCACACCAAGAACCCUAAAACAUUGUACCUGAUAUUCAUUCAUGUUGGCAAACAAAGUGCAAAGGUGACUCUUUUUUAUAAAUAUCUUGCACUUUCAAAAAGGCAUAUUUUUAUUUCCAAACCCAUAACAAAAAAAGAACGUGCUUGUUUAUUUAUUAAAAUCCGCGGAAUUCGCUGAAAAUUGUCCAUUUCUUAAAUUACACCGAUACAUACAAAUGGCAUGAAGUGAUAUCACUGGGGCAGAAGAAUUUAUGUUGUUUGAAAAUGACUUCUGUUGGUGCUUUACUGCUUUAUAGGGUAGUUUAUGGAAUCAUGUUUACUUUUAUGUCAGCAACAGGUACAGUAUUUUAAUGUUAGAACAUAUUGAAAUCACGCCAAGUGAACACUUUUCAAUGGUGCUUUGCAGAGGUAUCUCUGAAAGUCUGAAUUAUUGGUGAACAGUCAGCUUGUCCUAGUUAAGAUCUGUUAUGAAACAUGAUGAUUAAUUAACAUACCUAGCUAUCACUAAUAUAAAAAAUGGAAGGGAUUUUCAAAAUACUUUUUGACUUAUUACAUUAGCAUAUUGACACUGCGCUGAACUAAGGACUUCCGCGUAUUCACUAGGCUCUGUGUUAUAAGAUAAAGAAAUGUGUAGUGUAUAACACGUUACUUUGUCAUAAAGAACCACUGGGGUUAUGCCGAUGUCUGAACAAGCCUUGAAGGGAAAUUUCUUGGAAUUUUUAAAAUCAAUUUUGUACAUUCCAAGUAUAAAUUGUUUUUAAAUUCAAUCAAAGAGACAGAGAGAGAGCUAGAGGUGUUUCAAAAAUUCGAUUCUGACUAUGAAUAAAUUGGCAUAAGAAAUUGAUAACGGUAUGGAAAAUUUUGUAACAGUAAUAAAAAGAUGGUGCUGAAGAAUUUUGUCUAGUUGUCAUCGUCUUUAAAAACUGUACGUAUCGAAUAUAGUUAUGCAUGUAUAACCAUGAAAGAGGAAAUCUAUUAAAAUAUGAACAUUCUAAUUAUCUAGUUCGUAAUGUAACAAAUUAAGAAAAGUAAAAGUCCUUGACACAUUUUUGUGCUGAUUCUAGUAUUAUGGGGAUUUCUAAUAACCUGUUAUUUGCUUGUUUUUGUUUGUUUAUGUAGUAUCUUGAGAAGAAAUUUUAUUUUGGAUGAAUACAUGUAGUUACUUUUAGAAUUUGCUAGGGAAAAGCUAAUAAUUUUUUUUCUUCAAUUUGCUUGAAUGAUAUAUAAGAAAGCUUUGAGCAAAUUGAAAAUGUUAAGACAACCCUGCCCCCGGCUCCCCCCUCCCACCCUCCCACCUGUCGUUUAUAACCCCCUGUCUAUUGGGCAGAUGCUGGACAAAAAUGUCAUGAAUUGCAGUAUAGAAAUGAUGUAUCUUUAUAUUUUUUUGGUAAUCUUGGUCUUUUGAACUGAUACCCUGUUGCUGUUUAUAAAAUGUUUGGAUGGAGGGUGGGGUGUACAGGUGUACCAGACCCCAUUGUCGGGCCUUAUAAUGUGCAUGUACUGUAUUUUGUAAAAAUUAAUUGUAGGUGAACGCAGUGUACAGAAUACAUGUACGUUGUCAUCAUCUUAUGCUUUCUUAUAGUUGAAAAAAAGAAAUAAAUACAUGAAUUUAUUUUUAAGCUAU
Strongylocentrotus purpuratus (purple sea urchin) is the source of this 5449-nucleotide messenger RNA. Its product is annotated as probable RNA-directed DNA polymerase from transposon X-element. Lineage: Eukaryota; Metazoa; Echinodermata; Echinoidea; Camarodonta; Strongylocentrotidae. Gene Ontology annotation, molecular function: catalytic activity. Bases 1 to 3480 code for a protein of 1159 amino acids. The record is from RefSeq and is a predicted model, not a curated record. The transcript has 5 exons.